Messenger RNA from Theileria parva strain Muguga, 1758 nucleotides. RefSeq names its product ABC1 family protein (gene Adck3). The transcript has 13 exons. Gene Ontology annotation, molecular function: kinase activity. The record is from RefSeq and is a predicted model, not a curated record. The coding region runs from base 1 to 1719 and encodes 572 amino acids. NCBI's taxonomy places the organism in Eukaryota, Apicomplexa, Aconoidasida, Piroplasmida, Theileriidae. Gene Ontology annotation, biological process: ubiquinone biosynthetic process.
AUGGCCUCAUCCAGAAAUAAACUAAUCUCUCAGCUGAGUUUGUAUAGAAAACAUAACCUAGACUAUUUGGAGAGAAAAUUCGACCAGCAUGUUAACUCUAGGCCAUUAGAUGAUUUAAAUUCGCUUCCAGUUUACCUAAAUUCAAUCCUUCCCUUUUAUUUGAACUCACUCCCGCAAUUUGUCACAACUCUUUUAAAGCCUACCAGUUCCAAAGAUAGUUUUAAAGAUGAUUACAAGUCCACAACCUCAGAGGAUAUGGAUGCCUCCAAUUACGAUGUGGAGAGUAAGUUGGUUAGUUUGGACAAGGCACGAACCUCCAAUAAAGGCUCCCCAAACCGACAAUCAAAAUCAAAUUACUCCACACUAAAAUUUAAUUUUAAUACAGUAAAUUAUGGCCAAAAAUAUUAUAGCACACGGGCAGCCAGGAAAAUGAAAGAAAACAAACUUCCAACUGACCGUUUUAGUCGCGCUGCAACACUUGCAGGAUUGGUGUUUAACGUAGCUUCAGCGAGUACAAGAGAUGCAAUAGGAAGGUACAUGAGGGGUGAAUAUGUAAAUGUGUUAAAGAACUCUCUUACUAGUGAUAACGUUAUAAAACAUGUAGUUGAAUGUUUGUGUAAAAUGAGAGGAACUGCACUAAAAUUCGGUCAAUUGUUGAGUUUGCAAUCAGAUAUUUUGCCGGAAAAUUUCAGACAAGCGCUGAUAAGUUCACGCCAUGAAGCUGAUAUAAUGCCAAAAUCACAAGUCGAUCAGAUCCUCUCGAGAGAAUUUGGAGAAAAUUGGAUGGAUAACUUUUUAGAAUUUGACUAUGAGCCCAUAGCAAGCGCUUCUUUGGGUCAAGCCCAUAAAGCAAAGCUAAAGGAUGGAACAGAAGUGGCAGUAAAAGUCCAGUUCCCAGGGAUUUUAGACUCUAUUGACAGCGAUAUUGAAAACCUAGUGUGGAUCUGCACCUAUACAAAACUAGUUCCUGACAGUUUUUUCAUAAGAGAGUACGCUAAGGAGAUGAAAACUGAAGUUAUAGCAGAAUGCGAUUACUUGAAUGAGGCCAAAUUUUAUGAAAUCUUCAGAAAACUGCAACUUGAAGGGUUCUACGUACCAAAGGUUAUCAAAGAACUGACAACUAAAACAGUAAUUACCACUGAAUACGUUCACGGGAAACCACUAGAAGAUUUGGGUAACUUGAGUCAGGAGGCCAGAAACUCAGUGGGAAGGAGAAUCUUAAAGUUAUCCUUAUCAGAAAUCUUCGAUCCUAACCCAAGCAACUAUCUGUACAAUGAGGAAACUGACCUAAUAGGUCUUGUGGAUUUUGGCUCAUGCAGGAUUUAUCACAGGAAGUUUGUUAAGCCUUACCUCCAACUUGUAUACGCCACAAUUAGAGAAGACCUUGAUGAAAUUUUAAGACUUUCAGUUGAAGUUGGAUUUCUACACCCGGAAGAAUCCCAGAUAGUAAUUGAUGCACAUUUGGACUCAGUCAAAGCCUCAGCUGAUCCCUUCAAAUAUGACAUUGAAUAUGAUUUUAAGAAUAGUAAAACCUUCACAACGUGCAUGGAAAGAUCAAAUAUUAUUUUCAAUUAUAGGAAAAGACCACCGCCUCCAGAAAUAUACUCACUACACCGCAAAUUGGCAGGCGCAUUUUUAAUAUGUAAAAUAAUCUCAGCAAAGUUUAACUCCAAGAAACUAUUUGAAGAGGUCAUGGAAAUGUCAGACGUUUUAAACUAACCUGCUUUAUACAUGUAUAAUAUAACCAAGAUAAUAUUA